UAAAUGUCAUUCUAAUCUCUGCAUUCUCUAAUCUUCCUAUCUUAAUUCAUCACGUGGAAGGGAAUACUUUUAUAUGGGGCUCCAGGUUCUGGAAAGACAAUGAUUGGUAAAGCUUUAGCUGGACAAAAUCCUGAUGUAUCUUACCUCAGAAUAGUUUGUUCAGAUUUAGUCUCUAAAUUCUUGGAACACCAAGAAAAAUUAAUUAAACAAUUAUUUAGAAAGGCUCAAGGGUUGAAACCAUGCAUUGUUUUCAUAGAAGAUUUUGAUUGUUUAUUUAAUGAAGAUGAAUUAGUGAUAAAUCGUAUAGUUCUGACAGAACUCAUGGUUCAUAUACAAGGGAUUGGUCUCGAUAAUGAAGGCAUUCAUGUUGUACUUAGUGCUAGAACACCUUGGACCAUUCAAAGGAGUGUUUUAAGGAGAUUAAAUAAAAGAGUGCUUGUGCCAUUGCCUGAUGAGGAAGCUAGAAGACAGAUUUUUAUUAAAAAUGUAAAGCCUCUUAAAAAUGAUGUAAAGGCUGAGGACUACCUGACAUUCGCUAAUAAAACAGAUGGAUAUACGGGUGCAGAUAUUUGUAUUAUAGUAAGAGAUGCUGCAAUGGCACCUGUACGCAAAAUUCAAAAUGCUUCACACUUCAAAAAGGUACAAGGACAAAGUUUGACUGAUCCUGAUGUUGUAGUAGAUGACCUUUUGACACCCUGUGCCUCACAAGACUCCAUGGCUAUAGAAAUGUCCUGGUUAGAUGUACCAGAAGACAAAUUGUCAGAACCUACUGUAACAACUGAUGAUAUUUUGAAAUCUUUGAAUGCAAGUAAACCAUCAAUAGAUGAAGAAUAUCUGCAGAAAUUGAAUGACUUUGUACAGACAUGGGAGUGAAUUGUCUUAAUAAAUAAGUUAUCAAUUUGUGCAUUGAUACUCAUUAAGAGUCAAUUCACUAAGCAAUACUUCUACCCAAGGAAGGUAGACAAUUCACAUGUGUAGCAAGUCCAUGAAAUCAUUUCAUUGAACCUCCCCAAGAAGGGUGUAUUGUUUCAAGAAGUAAAUCUCACCAGACAAAUGUAACAAGGUCAUUAUUUUUUCUUAUUAUCCUCAGUUUAAUAUUAUUGUUACUUUUAGAACAAAAAAAUGUUUGUUUUUUUUUUCAUUUAAACCAACCCUAUAACAUGUAUAAUCACAGGUUUCCAAAGGAAGCACAAUUAACUAAAAAGCCUACCAAUUUAAGUUAUUGAUUUGUUAGGUACAGUAAAAUAUGUCCUCAGCAAAUAACAUGUUUAUUAAAAUUGUAUUGCUAUAGAAAGAAUGUUUAAAUGAAUUCAAACUUUAAACUGGAACACUUUUUUGUUUUAUGUCUACUUCCUUUUAUAUAAUAGAACUUUAUAGUCAAUCUUGAAAUAUGUCAAAUGACAUUCUAUGAAGAGAUUAUAUUCACCAUUAUUCAUGCAAUAACGUUUUUAUUAUAUAGCAAAGCUUGAAAAACUGUUUAAAACAAAUUAUUAUUACUGAUACCAUUAAUGAUAAUUUGAUUAAAAAUUGAAAUAGUGCAAUCUUACAGAAUAUUACACACUAACUGUUUGUUUCGUUCUGUGGGAAAUAUUAUGCUACUAUACAAUAAUAACACUUUUACACAUCUCCCUUUUCUAUUUUUUUCAAUUUUAUUAUAUUUGAUUUGGUCUUACUUGAAGUAUGACAAAUACAGCGGUCACUUCUUAUGUGCUCCCUUCUGCAGAAAAAAAUGCCUUUUAUAUAAUGGAUGCCUUCAGUAGAGGAGUUGAACAACACAUACAUUUUCUUUGUGAUGACAAAAACUUUAAAUGCUGCAUGAAUGUGGCAAAAAUUAAAAAAUUAUAAAAAAAAAAUAACACCAUUAAUAAAUUUACCCCCGGUAUACCACAAUAAACUGAAACCUUAAGUUAUCAUC
Mytilus californianus (California mussel) is the source of this 1915-nucleotide messenger RNA. Its product is annotated as vacuolar protein sorting-associated protein 4B-like. Lineage: Eukaryota; Metazoa; Mollusca; Bivalvia; Mytilida; Mytilidae. The transcript has 7 exons. Gene Ontology annotation, molecular function: ATP binding; ATP hydrolysis activity. The record is from RefSeq and is a predicted model, not a curated record. The coding region runs from base 100 to 873 and encodes 257 amino acids. Gene Ontology annotation, biological process: endosomal transport; vacuole organization.